CCUGUGUAGUAAGCCGACGUGUUGAUAUGGCUGACAGAGGCAAGAAAGACUCGACUCCUCCGCCGUUACUGUUGAUGCCGGCUGGUGGUGGACUUACUCUUAAUCCUCCUGAUCAACCGAAUGUCCUGAUGCCCAUUAUUCAAUCAGAACCUUCACUUUUAGGACCAGAUGAAGAAGGGGAAGCGGACAGUUUUGUUGGCCAGGGUCCAGCCCCACCCAUGGGGCAACCAGGUCCUCCUCAACCAAAUUCUUUCAACUACUUCCAAGGUUCACAAUCUUCAGGGAUGCCAGGAAGUAGUGAUCCUUUUGCAAACAUUGGUCAGCAGGCGCCUCUAGCCCCACCCCAAAGCAACACACCACCAAUGCCCCCAGUGUCUGGGAUGCCAGGGGUGUCCAACUUUCAGUCUGUCCCUCAACACUCUCAGUCUGGUCUGCCUACAAUGCUCGGUGGUGGUCCUCCACCUAAAGGUCCAGCCACUGGCAACAUGUUCCGCAACACUGGUCCCCUGCGUUACGCCCAGCCACCCCAGGGGACAUAUGCAACAACAGGCAUCCCCCCGCCUGGACCCCAGACGACCCCCUUCUCACAACCCUCCCCUUUCCAGCCACCACCCACAGCCAUGUCCACUCCUCCCCACCCACCCACAGCCAUGAUCCCUCCCAUGUCCUCCGACCCACAGGCUUCUCAACCUCCCCCACAGGUUGGGGCGGGGCCUCUGAGUGGUGCGGCCCUGGUGUACCAGCCUGUGCAGGCUCACUGGUGCUUCUGUAAGAAUGUGGAAAACAAGGAUGUGUGGUUCCCUUUCUCUCUCCUCGACUCACUCAGGAUAGAGGAGUGUUAUAAGACAGCUGCACGACAUGACCCUGAGAACACCGUGAUCCCAGCUAUCGGUGGGCGCUACGACGUCAAUGUGGGCAAGCGGCUGCGCAGCGCGGUGUACUGGGAGGAGGAGCCCACGAGCAUCCGCAGGUGCACCUGGUUCUACAAGAGAGAGGGGGACAACAGAUACGUCCCCUAUGGGGAGGACUUUGCUCAGAAACUAGAGGAGGAGUACCGUAAUGCAAUCCAGUUCAACAGCUGGCACAAGAGGCUUGAGUUUCCAGGAGGGGAAACCAUCGUCAUGCACAACCCCAAUGUCAUCGUGCACUUCCAGGCCUCAUCUCAGCCUGAUGAGUGGGGCAAUGUACAGGCAGUCCAAAGUGUGUAUUCACUGCCGGGAGACCAGAUGAGACCCCGAGUGGUGAAAAGAGGUGUCGAUGAUUUUGAAAACAUCGCAGAUGGAGAAACUCCCAAUGUAGAUCAUCUAGUCUUUGUCGUCCAUGGUAUCGGCGCCAACUGUGAUGUCAAGUUUCGCAGUCUGGUGGAGUGUGUGGACGACUUCCGCUCGAUAUCUCAUGGUCUGAUGGACUCCCACUUCCACCGCUACAAGUCUGAGGGGCGAGUACAUCGUGUGGAAUUCCUUCCAGUACAUUGGCAUAGUUCUCUUCACUCGGAUGCCACCGGAAUAGACAGACGUCUGAAAGGAAUCACUCUACCAAGUACCCCCAAACUCCGCUACUUCGUCAACGACACACUGAUGGACAUCCUCUUCUACACUAGUCCCUCCUACUGUCAGGUUAUAUCAAGAACUGUUGGUAACGAGAUGAACAGAUUGUAUCAACUCUUCCUGUCAAGAACACCAUCAUUCAAGGGCACUGUGUCAGUGGCUGGUCACAGUUUGGGUUCAUCUAUCCUAUUUGACCUCCUCCUCCACCAGAGAGUGGAUGCUGAUGGGGAGACGAGUUUCAGCUCGGAGACCACUUCAGGGGAGCCCCACAACCUGGACUCACCGGUAGCCGAAGAGUUGUCUCCCCCUGAUGUGAAUGGUGAUGAAGGUCAAGGAAGUCUGACCCUGGAGGAACUUCUCUCCAAAGUUGGCCUUGAGGAUAAACUGGGAUUGUUCCAGCAAGAGCAGAUAGACAUGGAAUCUCUGAUAAUGUGCAGCGAAUCGGAUUUGAAGGAUCUUGGGCUUCCAAUGGGACCACGUAAAAAACUACAGGGUAUUUUGAAAGAAGAAUCAGAGAAGGAGGAGAAGAAGAAACGACAGGCUGAACAUGUUGCCAAGGAAGCAGCAGAGAAGAAGGCAAGAGAAGAACAGAGAGCUCGGGAAGGAGAAGACAGAAAUAAGAACUUUGGCAACAUGAGGCUGGAGAGGACGUCCAGUAUAUCAGUAGACUACAUCUGUGGCCUGGCUGGAACUGGCCAGCCAAUCGUGCAGUACCCACAACUGGACUUCCAGCCAUGCGGGCUGUUUGCCAUGGGCUCCCCGAUCGGUGUGUUCCUGUCAGUCCGGGGGGUGGACAAUGUGGGGGAGGAGUUCAAGCUACCCACCUGUUCCCGGGUCUUCAACAUCUUCCACCCCUUUGACCCGGUUGCCUACCGACUGGAGCCAUUAGUCAACCCAGCUGCCAGCAGCAUCAAGCCAGUUCUUAUCCCUCACCAUAAGGGCCGGAAGAGGCUGCAUCUAGAGUUGAGAGAGAGUUUAACUCGGGUAGGAAAUGACCUGAAAAACAAGUUGAUGGACUCCCUUAGGAGUACAUGGAACUCUAUCCAUGAUUUUGCGAUGGCACACCGCGCGGCAGCGACCCCAGAGAGUCUGCAGCAGGAGAUGGACAAGGAGAUGACCAGCGUCAUCCAGCAGCUGCAGCAGCAGAAUGAGGAGGACAAGAUCGAGACUGGAUCUGUUGCGUCCAGCCACGAUGAUGACCUGUGCAUGGGGCAGCUGAACGAAGGCCGGCGAGUGGACUUUGUGUUGCAGGAGAAACCUAUUGAGAGCUUCAACGACUACCUGUUUGCCCUGGCCAGCCACGGCUGUUACUGGGAGUCGGAAGACACAGUGCUACUGUUCCUCAAGGAGCUGUACUCCCCAUUCGGGAUUGCACCCCAGAUGCCUGGCCCUGAGGGAGCACAUCAACGAGCUGCAGCUGGCCCCUCACCGUUAGGGCCUCCCCCUAUGAGUGUACCUGCAGGUCCCCCGCCCCUUGGGUCGCCACCGCAGGGGAUUCCCAGACAACCACCCCCAGGUUUCUCACCAGGUCCAUUUUCCCGUGGACAAAACCCCUCCCCUGGUCCUUCCUUCAGCCCAGGUAUGCUCCCUCCCACAGUCCGGCAAGGACCACCCCCAAUGGGGAUGCCCCCAAUGCAGUCCCCACCCCAGGGGCAACAAACGGCGACGGUAGGUCCACCCCCUAUGAGUGGAUUCUUCCGGUCACCGCCUAAACAAUGAUGUAUCAUCUAGUCACUGUACAGAUAGUUUUGGAACAAAGUUAAUUUUACAUGAAUUGUACAGACUGAUUUUACAUGUGUAAAUGUCAUUGAAGGUUAUGUGUGAUGAGGCUCAGUGGCAGUCCAUCUGUGUGAGUGAAGCGUGGUUUGAGAAGGCACCUCUCAUAUUUAUUUCCACUGUUUGUUAAAUGUUCUUUGUUUUUUCAACUGCUCAGUUACUGGUAAUUUGUUAAUUUAUCAAGAAGUGCUUUGACAAAUUUCUGUUUGAGUUCACAUAUGUAUGAGUGUGCCAUUAAAUGUGGUAUUUGCAUUUAUAAAAUUGGAAACCAACUUGUCUUGCCUUCUCAAUAAAAUGGUCCAAAAAGUCUGGUUUUAUAAGUCUCAGAUUAUCAUUACAUUUGAGAUUCAGUUGUGUCAGUUGAGAUUUGAAAAUGUGAGUGUAAGGAUUGUUUAUAUCAGGGUUUGGGAUGAAAGCCAAAUGAGAGGUUGAGCUGAGAUUAUAUGACUCUACGAUGAUCACAGAUGUAGAGCCAUCAGCUUUCGACUCUCUGUUUACGGCCUCUCUUGUGGCUUUUCAACCCCAGCCUAAAGUCAUGAACACAUUUGCCAAACUGAAAAACACUAUUCUGAAAUGGGCAUAACCCACUGUUGUAUAUAUUUGUAUAUUGCCUAUCUAUUGUUACUACCCAGAAGCAAAAGGGCAGUAGAGGCAUGGCACUGAUCAGUAUCAAUUUCAUGUCAAUUUCAAUGUGCCAUGUAACCAGACUGUGUAUGUCCUUGCAUGUGUCUCACCAGUACUGACAAUAUGUAUGUAGCUUACAGUUGAAGAACGUCUUCAGUUAGAAACAUCUUGGGAUUAGCAGGGAGGCUUAGCAUGGUUAUUGGUUAUCACUUGGCAUGGGUAUAUUUCAUGACGCCAGUUCUUGGCAAAAUAACUGCAAAAUUGAUUAGAGCUCUAUGAACAUUUUCUUUGUACAUUGUAUUUCUUAGUAUUGUGUUCCAUGCAAUAUUGUUUUAACAUGAGAUAAAUUCCUGCACACUUAAAACACUUUAACAAUCAUAUUUUAAGUUCAAUUAAUUGGGAAGUAAAUUGUUUCUGAAAAUAUCUGCUCACUAAGGUUUGAAUUUUCUCAUACAUUUGUACACAAACAUGAUUUAAGAAUGUGAAUUGUAGCAACAUAUUGACCUGUCAUUUCAUAGAAUCUGGCCGGGAACAAGUCUUGUACCAGGUUCAGCAUCAUCCUUAACUUCUCAGACCAAAAUGUGUAGAAACUGUCGGGGUCUCAAACCUGCUGUUGUGAUUUCUUUCCUUUGUCUGAUCACUGGUUCUGUAUGUGGUAUGAGUGCUCCAGUGUGGCUGCAAUUAUCAUGUGGAUAUCUUUGCAUCCUUCCAUGCAACAUACAAAUAUUCUUCUCAUACACAUAAUCAGUGUCUCAAAACCAAAAACCUGUUAAUCUUCUGAACUGCAUGGAAAGAAGGCCUGUUUUCUCCCUGUUUCUCAUGACCUUAAUAAAACAUCAAAUGUA
Messenger RNA from Haliotis rufescens (red abalone), 4792 nucleotides. RefSeq names its product phospholipase DDHD2-like. The transcript is spliced from 21 exons. Gene Ontology annotation, molecular function: metal ion binding. NCBI's taxonomy places the organism in Eukaryota, Metazoa, Mollusca, Gastropoda, Lepetellida, Haliotidae. Gene Ontology annotation, cellular component: COPII-coated ER to Golgi transport vesicle. Bases 27 to 3266 code for a protein of 1079 amino acids. The record is from RefSeq and is a predicted model, not a curated record.